AAUUAAUAUGACGUUCACUGCGUAAAAAGCAUUGCUCCGUUGUCAACACUCGACAAAUGGAAACGUGCAUAAUAUAAGUCAAACAGUCAAGUUCGCUGUUAAUGCUAAGAUUUGUACUGUGAACCUUUUGUUAAUGAUUCCAUAUAAAUAAAUACUGCAACCGCAACGGAUGUACUAUGUGCGUACGUUGAUCGACUCGAUUUGUUUCGACCAAUGUUCCCAUGGCGACAAAAAUUAACAUUAAUUUGCGCUAGGGACAGGCUAGCUUGGCAUCAACGGACGUUUGAUGCAAUGCGUGUUCAUGCUCGAUCAUUGCAUACAGGACUUGUGGGAAGCUUUUGCAGUCAUGAACACAAGUGACAGUAUUCCUGUUUAAAUGACGCGCAUCUUGGAAUUAUCCGAGGAUCGACUGAAUUAAAACUUCGAAUUGUUCUCUUUAUACACGUAGCCUACCUCCAUUAUCAAGAUGGAGAAAUUGAAAGCGAAAUUGUUGAUGCCGACAGUUGUGGAGGAUGACGAUGCAGAUUCCAAAGGGAACAAUUCUGAUAAUGCUGCAGCCAUGGAGUUAGGAACAACGGUCAAGGCUAAACCUACACUUGGUACAAGUAGAUUAGCCACAUGGAAUCUCCUGAAACGUAAAAUAAGCUCCGCAGCAGCUGGUAAAGGGGUACGCAUGGGAAGUUCCUUGACUACUCGCUCCAGGCGUCUGAACAUCAACUCAACAUCUCGACCAACCGGCCCUAAAAUGGAGAACACCUAUCACUUGAAACCAGACUCUCAAAUCAUAUUCAAACCUGUAUCUGUUGUUAAAGAGAUUACCGAUGUACUGAAGGGUGUUCUAGGUGACAUCGAGUACAACCCAGCCAUCAGUGGGAGAAUAGCAACUCGUUUAGCUGAAGCCAUCAAGACGCGUGUCAAGGCACUUCAACUAAAGAGGCAUAAGCUAGUGGUACAGGUGGUGGUGGGCUCCCAAGGUGGACAGAGCCUGCAGAUGGCUAGUAGGUGUUUAUGGAAUCAAGAAACAGAUAACUCUGCCUCAGCUAGCUACCAAAGUACUACACUCUUUGCUAUAGCAUCAGUGUAUGGUAUUUAUUUUGAGUAACUAGCAUUAUUAUUUUAGGUUAAACUACACAAUGUAUACCAGAUUCCAGUGCGCCUCAUAUUGUAGACAAUGAGGAUGAAAUUCAAUUUUGGUGGUACAGGUCCAAGCUAAGUUCAAAUGUCAGUUAAUGAGUUUUUGUUGCAUAUUUACCCAAGUCAAGUUGAAAUAAUGUUAUAUGGAAGAUAUUAAAAUUGGUACCGGUAGUAAUAUAAUAUACUAAAAAAUGCAGCCAACUGACUUAAACAAUUAGCUUAAUAAGGACACUUACUGGAGAGCUUUAUGAGAUGCAUCAUCGCUGCCCAAACUGAGUAGCCUACAAUUAACCAAUAGUUAAGUCAACAAUGAAGGCAUCAUGAUUCCGCCUCACCCCUACAUAAGAAUCCUAAAUAGAAUAAAAAUUACAAUUUCUGUCCUACCUUGUUGUUUUGAUUCGUGAUACUUCUUACCGCAUCCACAACGGGGCACUAUUUUUUUCCAAACACUAUCAAGAAAAGACUUCUAUGAAAAACACUGUUGUCGUAAGGUCUCUGAAAUGCUAGAGAAAUCUGACAAUUGUGAACAUUUUAGUCGAAAAAAUAUAUUUUGUGAAAGACUGAUUGAUUAAUUUUUUUUUUUUUUUUUUAUAGCACAUAGGCCUACAAUGUGAAUAGCAUUUUUGGGAACAUUUACAGCAAUGACUUUUGAAUGUCCCUUCUGUAAAUCUGUUUAAAGGCUGUACAGCAUUGCAGUUAGAUGGUAAAAACUUAGUUAAGUAGAUGUUUUUUAUAUAUAUACAAUGUAAUAUCGUUUUUUUAUUCCAUAAGAUAUGCUUACAAAUGCUUUGAUAUGUCACUUAGGGACCAACUGAGUUAAUGUGUAUAUAUUCAGCUAUACUGUAAACGGUGAACAUUUAUAUAUACAUGCGUAUUAUGCCAACCACAAAAGCCUUUUGGUGCAAUAUUAUGUUACAUGUACACCUAUCCAUAUUAUAAUUGGUUGGUCUGUACAAUUAUAAACAGGUAUCAGAACUGUAGAAGACUGUUAUUAAGGCCGAAACAUUUUUGAGGCAAAGCCAAAGGAAAUAGAAUGCUUGACAUGGAUCAUCUCUAGUUUUAAUUUACUGAGUUAAACUGAGAAGUUAUAGGAGUCAAAAUUUAAUACUAUAGGUUUUCCCGGCCAAUUUCCGAAUUUUUGUAAUCAUUUUCUUAUCAGCCAUUCAAUUUCGCGUGAUUUUUGCACAUGGUCAAAUUGGGGUUUUCAUUUUGGGGGAUUCGAUUUCAUUUUUAGGCAACCAAGAUUUUGCUCUGAAUGUUCGUUUUCGUUUUGGGGCAUUCUAUUUCGUUUUGGUGCAUUCGAGUCUUAAAUUGCAGCAUUCAUAAUUAAGACUUUUGACGGUUGACGCAUUCAAAUUCGAACGUCGGUGCGCUUAUAACGUGUUACCAUGCCUUUCUUGUUUCUUAUUCGUUUAUGGGCAAUCAGUUUUAUCGUUUGGUCAUUUAAAUUAAUAAGAUUUUGUAUUUGAUAUACUUUCCCAUUUUACUUGAGGUCAAUUUUCCCAAAAAAAUAUUUGCGACUGUAACAUUUACUAUAUGUAAAUUAACUGAUAUGAGGGAUGUAAAAUGUACCAAAAUAAUUAAAUUGAAAGGGCUAAGAUAA
Patiria miniata (bat star) is the source of this 2737-nucleotide messenger RNA. Its product is annotated as dynein light chain Tctex-type protein 2B-like. The transcript has a single exon. Gene Ontology annotation, molecular function: dynein intermediate chain binding. Gene Ontology annotation, cellular component: cytoplasmic dynein complex; cytoplasm. Gene Ontology annotation, biological process: microtubule-based movement. The record is from RefSeq and is a predicted model, not a curated record. NCBI's taxonomy places the organism in Eukaryota, Metazoa, Echinodermata, Asteroidea, Valvatida, Asterinidae. Bases 467 to 1102 code for a protein of 211 amino acids.